Molecule: messenger RNA, 3684 nt
Organism: Lingula anatina
Lineage: Eukaryota; Metazoa; Brachiopoda; Lingulata; Lingulida; Lingulidae
Product: sushi, von Willebrand factor type A, EGF and pentraxin domain-containing protein 1-like
Biological process (GO): Notch signaling pathway
Molecular function (GO): Notch binding; calcium ion binding
Source: RefSeq, a predicted model, not a curated record
ACUUAGGUCAGACUAACCCUAACCAUUAUAACUAUAUGGAGGGAGGUAUUUCUGUGACACAGACCCUCAAUUACGUUACACCGGGGCGCCCGCUCUACUCUACGUGCGAGAACUCUACCAACUGAACCACCGAACCAUCCACUGCACUAUUUUACUGUCAAUCUCGUCUCCAUUGGACGUCGCUUGUGUCUCCUCUUGUCGACAAUUAGCAGCCACUGAAAGAUGAUAAUCAGCGCAUUCAGAACAAGCUGAUCCGCGGACUAACAGAUCCACAGGUCAAAUACGGCCGAUCCACUUAAAAGCAAUGCCGACUAAACCCCUGAUGGUUUCCUCGCCUCCCCAUGGCCCAAUAAGCGGAUUAAACCUCGUCCCCGAAGUUUAGUGGCCAAGUCAACAAAAAUGAACAACUUUUAGGAGCCCCCUGUACCACCCGUCUCCCCUGCUUCCAGGCGGCAACCGAUCUUCUAUUUGAUUGGCCAACUGCUCGGAGACAGUUCUCCAAACCCGGACCUAUUGUUUAAGCUAAACCCAACAUUUUUGCGCAAUGCUGGAUGGGCUGUCUUCAUAGGAGACGGCUGAUAUUAAGAGUGCAUUUGAAAACGCUUUCUCUACAUACUGAUUGAGAGUUUUCCAUUCUCUUUCUCGCGUUUAAGCUGUUUGAGGGACAACAGACUGUGCCCCGCGACAGCCAUAAUAUAUAGGACAAAUACGGUGAAUUAUUUGACGUUCGUCUGUCGAUAGAAAACUUGAAAGGCAAUUGGUAAGAUGGCGCUUAAAAUGAACAUCGAGUGUUUCCGUGUGGUAGCGGCAAUAGUCAUCCUGUUUUAUUCGGACCGGUCACUCUGCAGGUGCAGUGGCCUAUCCACGGUCCAGAGAAUUGGGAAUCAGAUCCUGGGAAGCAUGAAUUACGCCUCCAGCCGGGCGAGGGAGGUGGUGGACCUCAUGUUUCUGGUAGACGAGUCUGGCAGCGUUUCCAGGAAGGAUUUCCAGUCGGAGUUGGAGUUUAUCAAGAACAUACUGGAACAUUUCAGCGUGGCGCCACAGUACACACAGGUCGGCAUUAUCACAUUUGGAAACGACGCCAAGGUCCACAUUAGUUUGGACGUGGGGUCGAAGCUGGACAAAUGCGAGUUCAUAAAGAGACUCGGUCACGUGGGGUACCGAGGAGGCAUGACCAACAUGCAGCAAGCGUUCUACUUGGCAAAGCAGAAUUUGGACCGAGUGCGGUCAACUGGUCGGGGCGCUCUACAGGUAGUAUUUCUACUAAGUGAUGGACAUUGGAACAACGGUGGUGACCCCAAACUCCUUGUGGAUCAUAUGAAGAAGGACAAUGUUGAGUUUGUUGCUGUUGGAGUGGGGUGGUGGCAGAAACGCAUAUUAAACGACCUGUCAUCAUCAGACAAAAAUGGGAAGAAGUUAGUAUAUGACAUUAAAACAUUCAAACAAUUUCGGGACAUAGCUCGAUAUUUUCACAAGGGCCAACAGAAGUUUGAAUACAAGGCAGUGCUGGCGACCCGUUGUGGAAGCAAAUGUCGAACCGGGGCCUACUGCAGCUGCGACGCACGCGGAGGACAGGAAUAUAAAUGUGUCUGCAACAAGGGAUACCACAUCAAGCGAGAGGGACAGAUUAUGAAAUGUGCCAAAUGCGCCCAAGGAACAUACAGCGUGUCAGCAACCACUGAGGACACCUGCACCGCUUGUCAGGGCUUCACGACCACAGCUAACAUUGGGUCGAUCACACCCAACGAUUGCAUCUGUAAAGAUGGCUUCACCAAUACCAACACGGCAAUAGGCCAGCCUAUCGACAAAACACCACCGUGCAAAGAGGUCAGGUGCCAGAAGUUGACUGCCUCUGCCAAUUCGUUCCUCAAGGGACAAUGCCUUCAAAAAGUCGGAAGUGUGUGUCAGUUUGCUUGUAAUAAGGGUUUUAAGAUUCGGUCACAAAAUAUUAAUUCCAUUAAAUGCCAAUCCGACGGGAAGUGGAACGGAGCUGUGCCGCAGUGUGAACCCAUCUCGUGCCCUAACCUGAAGGGCAACGUAGUGUAUAAUGCAGAUCCUUGGUCGUGUACAAACCCAAUGGGUUUCGCUCAUCACCAAAUUGGAACUGUCUGUAGGUCAUCGUGUCACCAAGGUUACCGCGCAACCGGAAGUUCUACCCGGGAAUGUAAGGAUAAUGGGAAGUGGUCCGGUACUGACUUAUACUGUGAACAGAUACUCUGCCAGCCCCUACAAAACCCCCAAAAUGGGCGUUUUAGUGUGCAGCAAUGCACGGCCCGGCCCACUGCCCGAAUGACAUGCAAAGUGAAUUGUAACCUCGGUUACGUGGUGCAAGGACAGGCCAGUGUGGUCUGUAAGGAUGACGGCACGUGGAGUGGUGCACCUGGGCAUUGUAGAGAUGCCCAAGGCCCCGUCAUAAAUCAACGAACAAGUGACAUAACUGUCAACGCAGCUUUGGACAGUAAUCAAGCGGUUGUGAACUGGGAACAAGACAAGCCACGAGUGACGGACAACUCCGGAAAGGCACCACGUGUGACACUUUACAUAGGCGGUCGAGAAAUAAAAGGUGGAGGCUAUAAACAUACUUUCAAGAUAGGUGAGACCACAGUGAAGUACGUGUUCACAGACGACAAUGGUAACAGCGCCAAUUUCAAUUUCAAAGUGGAAGUGCGGGAUGUCCAGCCACCCACCAUAACCUGUCCAAAAGUUGACCCAGUGGUCUCUGCGGACAGAGAGGUCGACGUGUCCUGGGUAGAGCCAACGGUAAAAGACAACAGUGGCAGACCCGUGACGGUGAACAGCAAUAUGAGUCCAGGGAAGUUUUACUGGGGGCGGUACAAAAUUGUUUACGACGCCAGAGACGAAUCUAGAAACCAUGCAAGUUGCUCUUUCGCGCUCAACAUAGGACCUCACCAGUGUCCUGAUCUCCAUACACCUAUCAACGGAGCUGCAGGGUGCGACACCUUUGGGCUCGGCGUGUUCUGUACUCUUCAGUGCCAAAAUCCGUACGAUUUCGACUUGCCAGCCGGUAUGACAUCCGUGCCACCUUACUACGUGUGUGGAGGGAGCGGAACCUGGACACCCAGCACCGUAGUACCUGACUGUACCCGAUACCAGGAUCCCAAUGACAACCUCGUUCUGACCGUGUACUACGAUUAUGAAUGCCCGGAUCCCAGGGCUCAAAAACAAAUCAAAGAAAAUGCUGUGAGCAUUUUCAAAGGGUCGCCUUUUGGGCUUAUAUGUAACUGCAACAUCACAGUCGAUAACUUCAGAGUCAUCUGCGGCGCCAUUAACGCCAGUGCUGUUCGAGGAACACCAGCGCCCCCUCGAGGUAAAAGGUCCGUGGGGGCUCCUUCACUCAGAGGACAAAAUGUUGAGUUACUCAUGAGAGAAAUGAAAAACGCGCUAGAAAAGAGCGCACAAACCAUCGGGCUUCGUGCUCGGUAUAAUGUCCACGGAGAGGUGGAGAGUUGCCCACCGGGACAGGAAUAUAAACAAGAGAGAAAUAAAUGUGCGGUCUGCGUGAAGGGAUAUUUUCAGAAUGCGGCACUGAAGUGUGAAAAAUGUCCCAAGGGUCAGUACAGCGAGGAAGAGAGACAGGUCAUGUGUGUGACUUGUCCCGACGGGGAGAGUACGCUGACCACUGGCUCUUUUAGUAGACAAAACUGUACCGAUUCCAAUGGUUGA